GCACAAAGGAGGAGUGAAGAAAAACGGUUUGCCGGAGAACAUGUAGAAGCAUGCGCAGUAAAAGAAAGAUAUAAAGCGCGCCAGCGCCAAAAUUUGCAUUUGGAAACUACACAACACCGUCGAAAAGCUAAAAGAUAUACUAACAACAUGAGUGGACGUGGAAAAGGUGGUAAAAGUAAGGUGAAAGCUAAAUCACGAUCCAGUCGAGCAGGACUUCAGUUUCCAGUUGGUCGUAUUCACAGAUUUCUCAGGAGAGGUCAUUAUGCUAACAGGGUUGGCAGUGGUGCUCCUGUGUAUUUAGCAGCUGUUUUAGAAUAUUUAUCUGCUGAAAUUUUAGAACUUGCAGGAAAUGCUGCAAGAGACAAUAAAAAGGCUAGAAUUAUUCCUCGACACUUACAAUUAGCAGUACGAAAUGACGAAGAACUAAACAAACUGUUAAGUGGUGUGACAAUUGCUGCUGGUGGUGUGCUACCAAACAUACAAGCAGUUUUGCUGCCAAAAAAGACAACAACAAAAGGGAAAAGCUCGCAAUCACAAGAAUAUUAAAGUGGAUUUUUUAAUAUUUGUAAUACGUUUUUGUGAUAUUCAUGAACCAAAUGUUAGAUCUCUGUAGUUAGUCUGCUGAAUAGUCACAAUUCAGACAACUUGGUAAAUAACAUACUUUGGGUUUGUCCUCUAAUCACCUUUACAGUUUAAAAUAAUAGACCCAAGAACUUGCCACAGUAAAUAAGGCAAAUAUUUUAAAUUUUAAUGCUUUGUAAAGUUCAUUUUCUUAAUAAAUAUUGUAAUAACCUGGC
Molecule: messenger RNA, 797 nt
Organism: Hydractinia symbiolongicarpus
Lineage: Eukaryota; Metazoa; Cnidaria; Hydrozoa; Anthoathecata; Hydractiniidae
Product: late histone H2A.2.2
Exons: 2
Coding region: 148-546 (132 amino acids)
Cellular component (GO): nucleosome
Molecular function (GO): protein heterodimerization activity; structural constituent of chromatin; DNA binding
Source: RefSeq, a predicted model, not a curated record